Choloepus didactylus (southern two-toed sloth) is the source of this 5306-nucleotide messenger RNA. It is a transcript of the gene UBA6, whose product is annotated as ubiquitin like modifier activating enzyme 6. Gene Ontology annotation, molecular function: SUMO activating enzyme activity. The transcript has 33 exons. The coding region runs from base 42 to 3200 and encodes 1052 amino acids. Gene Ontology annotation, cellular component: SUMO activating enzyme complex; cytoplasm. NCBI's taxonomy places the organism in Eukaryota, Metazoa, Chordata, Mammalia, Pilosa, Megalonychidae. Gene Ontology annotation, biological process: protein sumoylation. The record is from RefSeq and is a predicted model, not a curated record.
CUUCCUCCCGGUAGCCGGCGGCUGUUGCGUGUGAGGCGGCGAUGGAGGAGACCGAGAGGGUGGCGGCGCCCGAUAGGGAAGAGGCAUCCUGCUCUUCCUGGGGGGUCGGCAGUAUAAAUACAAAUUUGCCCAUUAUGUCAGCAGAGUCUGUGGAGAUCGAUGAUACAUUAUACAGUCGACAGAGGUAUGUUCUUGGAGACACAGCAAUGCAGAAGAUGGCCAAAUCCCAUGUUUUCUUAAGUGGUAUGGGUGGUCUUGGUUUGGAAAUUGCAAAGAAUAUUGUUCUUGCGGGGAUUAAGGCACUUACAAUUCACGAUACAGAAAAAUGUCAAGCAUGGGAUCUAGGAACCAACUUCUUUCUCUCUGAAGAUGAUGUUGUUAAUAUGAGAAACAGGGCCGAUGCUGUACUCCAACAUAUUGCAGAACUAAAUCCAUAUGUUCAUGUCACAUCAUCUUCUGUUCCUUUCAGUGAAACUACAGAUCUCUCCUUCUUAGAUAAAUACCAGUGUGUAGUAUUGACUGAGGUCAAACUUCCAUUGCAGAAGAGGAUCAAUGAGUUUUGCCGUUCUCGAUGCCCUCCAAUUAAGUUCAUCAGUGCAGAUGUACAUGGAGUUUGGUCACGGUUGUUUUGUGAUUUCGGUGAUGAAUUUGAAGUUUUAGAUACAACUGGAGAAGAACCAAAGGAAAUUUUCAUUUCAAACAUUACACAAUCUAAUCCUGGCAUUGUCACUUGUCUUGAAAAUCAUCCUCACAAACUUCAGUCAGGACAAUUCCUAACAUUUCGAGAAAUUAAUGGAAUGACAGAGUUAAAUGGGUCUACACACGAAAUAACUGUGGUGUCACCAUUUUCUUUUAGCAUUGGUGAUACUGUAGAACUGGAACCAUAUUUACAUGGAGGCAUAGCUGUCCAAAUUAAGACUCCUAAAACAUUUUGCUUUGAAUCACUGGAGAAGCAGAUAAAACAUCCAAAAUGCCUUAUUGUGGAUUUUAGCAAACCUGAGGCACCAUUACAGAUUCAUGCAGCUAUGCUUGCCUUGGACCGGUUUCAGGAGAACUACAGUCGCAAGCCAAAUAUUGGGUGUCGACAAGAUUCAGAAGAGCUAUUGAAACUAGUGACAUCUAUAAGUGACACCUUGGAAGAGAAGCCUGAAGUAAAUGCUGACAUAGUGAAUUGGCUGUCCUGGACUGCUAAAGGCUUUUUACCCCCACUUGCAGCAGCAGUAGGAGGUAUUGCCAGCCAAGAAGUAUUGAAAGCUGUGACGGGAAAGUUUUCUCCUUUGUGCCAGUGGUUAUAUAUUGAAGCAGCAGAUACUGUUGAAGCACUAGACAAAAGUGAAUAUGAAGAAUUUCUUCCACGAGGAGAUAGGUAUGAUGCCUUACGAGCCUCCAUUGGAGACACUUUAUGUCAGAAGUUACAAAAUUUGAAUAUCUUCUUAGUAGGAUGUGGAGCAAUCGGCUGUGAAAUGUUAAAAAAUUUUGCUUUACUUGGCGUUGGCACAGGCAUAAAGAAGGGAAUGGUUACAGUUACAGAUCCAGACUUGAUAGAAAAAUCCAACUUGAAUAGACAGUUCCUGUUUCGUCCCCACCACAUACAGAAACCCAAGAGCUGCACCGCUGCUGAUACAACCUUGAAAAUAAAUCCUCAAUUAAAGAUAGAUGCACACCUAAACAAAGUAUGUCCAGCCACUGAGACCAUUUACAAUGAUGAGUUCUUUACUAAGCAAGAUAUAAUUAUUACAGCAUUAGAUAAUGUGGAAGCCAGGAGAUAUGUAGACAGCCGUUGUUUAGCAAAUCUGAGACCCCUCUUAGAUUCUGGAACAAUGGGCACUAAGGGACACACUGAAGUUAUUGUGCCUCAUUUGACUGAAUCCUAUAAUAGUCAUCGGGAUCCCCCAGAAGAGGAAAUACCAUUUUGCACUCUAAAAUCCUUUCCAGCUGCUAUUGAACAUACAAUACAGUGGGCAAGAGAUAAGUUUGAAAGUUCCUUUUCCCACAAGCCUUCAUUAUAUAACAAAUUUUGGCAAACCUAUUCAUCUGCAGAAGACGUCUUACAGAAGAUUCAAACUGGACAGAGUUUAGAAGGCUGUUUUCAAGUUAUUAAGUUACUUAGCAGAAGACCUAGAAGUUGGUCCCACUGUGUAGAAUUAGCAAGAUUAAAGUUCGAAAAAUAUUUUAACCAUAAGGCUCUUCAACUUCUUCACUGUUUUCCUAUUGACACACGAUUAAAAGAUGGCAGUUUGUUUUGGCAGUCACCAAAGAGGCUCCCCUCACCAAUAAAAUUUGAAUUAAAUGAACCUUUGCAUUUCAGUUUCAUUCAGAAUGCAGCAAAACUAUAUGCUACAGUUUAUUGCAUUCCAUUUACAGAAGAGGACUUAACAGCAGAUGCCCUCCUGAAUAUUCUUUCCAAAGUAAGGAUUCAGGAAUUCAAACCUUCCAACAAGGUUGUUCAAACAGAUGAAACUGCAAGAAAACCAGACCAUGUUCCUAUUAACAGUGAAGAUGAGAGGAAUGCUAUUUACCAACUAGAAAAGGCUAUUUCUUCCAAUGAAGCUACCAAAAGUGACCUUCAGAUGGCAGUGCUUUCAUUUGAAAAAGAUAAUGAUCACAAUGGGCACAUAGAUUUUAUUACAGCUGCAUCCAAUCUUCGUGCUAAGAUGUACAGCAUUGAACCAGCUGACCGUUUCAAAACAAAGCGCAUAGCUGGUAAAAUUAUACCUGCUAUAGCAACAUCCACUGCUGCAGUUUCUGGCUUGGUUGCAUUGGAAAUGAUCAAAGUAGCAGGUGGCUAUCCAUUUGAAGCUUACAAAAACUGUUUUCUAAACUUAGCCAUUCCAAUUAUAGUGUUUACAGAGACAUCUGAAGUAAGAAAAACUGAAAUCAGAAAUGGAAUAUCAUUUACAAUUUGGGACAGAUGGACCAUACAUGGAAAAGAAGAUUUUACUCUCUUGGAUUUCAUAAAUGCAGUCAAAGAAAAGUAUGGAAUUGAGCCAACAAUGGUGGUACAGGGAGUCAAAAUGCUUUAUGUUCCUGUAAUGCCUGGUCAUGCAAAAAGAUUGAAGUUAACAAUGCAUAAACUUGUGAAACCUUCUACUGAUAAGAAAUAUGUGGAUCUUACUGUAUCAUUUGCCCCAGAUACUGAUGGAGAUGAAGAUUUGCCUGGACCUCCAGUAAGAUACUACUUCAGUCAUGAGACUGAUUAAUAGAAGUUAUCUUAGAGUUAGUCCAGAACUACUUGCUUCUGGAAGGAGUGCACUUAAGUUCAGAAGCUAAAAAAAUCAGCUCAUAAUACUAUGAAUUUCUCUCUGAUGAGCUUAAUUUAAGGGAUACAUCAUUGGGAAACAACACUGAAGGAUUGUAAAACAGAUUGGAGUGGAGUGUACACUUGUCUUGUGCUUCCUAUGUGGCUGUAAUCACAAGCAAGUUUGAACUAGAGUGCUAUUUUAUAGUGCUUACAACAAAUGUGUGUGUUAACUUCUGAAUGAAAGGAAGGAGAAGAUAUUUAUCCAUGAUAGAAGAUAAGGAUCAAGAAAUUGGAAUACAAAUGCAACUAUCCACAAAGUUUAAUCCUAUUUUGUGAAUUUCUUUUUGUUUACUAUUUAAGACCUAUUUUUCUAUCUGUACAAAUAGUGCUUGGCACCCUGUACCUCUGAUGCUAAGGCUUUGAGAAUUUAACACUAGUAGGAAGGGGGAGGGGGUGGAUGAAGAGUAGAUACUGUAAAUUGUGCAGUUCACAUUUACUUUCCUGGUACCUCUGUUGUUUAACCAGUUUUCUGUACAUCACUGUCACUCCAAAAUCAUUUUUCCUGUUGGUAGCAUCAGUGUUGUAAGCCAUGAGCAGUAGGUCAAAUGAUACAUGUUAACUUGGACUCUGGCAAGCCUCUUAGAGAACCCAUUAAUGUGAACAGAUAAUUGGCUAAACAUUUGAUUCUUCAGUAUGUGUUAUUUUAUUUGAAAUGCUAAAUCUGAUUUCCAUAGUAUAUAAGACUAAAAGGUUUUGUGAAGAGUGUCCUUAGAAAUAGAUGAAAACUAGAAAUUAAAAAAAUCAUCACUAGUUGAGUCUUGAUUUUCUUUUCUUCUAGCAGUCUAAGGGACAGUAAAAAUAUAUAUUCAUUUUUAUUUUUAAAAGAAGCUUAUUUUAUUUUCCAUUCCCAGAGAGGGAGAAAUUGACUAAGAUAAAAAUUUAUUUUUUUAGGUCUUUAUUGAUUAAAACUUCCUGUUUUUUGAUAUGAACUAUUAUAGAUGUUCAUAUGUGUGCUUUCAUUAAAAUGAUAUAAAGUAUAUUCACUGUAAAUUCAGUGAGAAGAGCAAAUGGUUCUUUUAUUUCUAAGGCUAUCAUGCAUUCUAAAAUAAUUAAUAUUUUAUAGCUGCAGGAAUUUGUCCCUCUCUGCUUUUCUUCUGCCCCUCUAUUCAUCUCAUUAAUAGGUGCUUUGAUAAAUUAAAAAGAAGAUUCACAUCAGUAUUAUUUCAAUCUGGCAUCCUUUAUACUCUGUAUUUACUUUCCUUUUAUUCCAUUUACAAAUAGCUUAAAUUACUUUGUCAGCGAGCUGGAAUGUUUCAUUCUUUUGUAAAAGUAUCAUAUUAAAACAUCCACUUGGGAAAAUAUAUUUGGGUUAGGGGUGAAUUUGUAUAAAGAAUACUCUGUAUACUGAGAUGUAGAAAGAAGUAGACAGGAUAGGUUUAAAAGAAAUAGCUAUUAAUAAGCAAUUAAUUUUUGUUCACUGUAUCCUCCUGUCUCCCUUUGUGCCUAUUUCAAGUUUAAUGCUAAAAUUAAUUGUACUUAAAUUGAAUCCAGGAAGAUCAAAGCUCUAUGACUUAGAACUUUAGAAGCUAGAAAUUAUAAAAAGACUUUUGUAUAAGAAACCUUUUUCCCCCUUUCAUUUUGUUUGCUUUUGGACAGUAACUAGUAUAUUCCAGGAAGCCAUUCAUCCAUCCCCAAAGAUGAUCUGAUAGCUUGCUUGUAUUUGACCUAAGUCUCCAGAUCCCUUUAGAUGUAAAUUUAGAACCAUGUUAUCAAUAUAUAUAAACAAAAUCAACAAAUGUUAAUUGCAUUUUGGGAUUAAAAUCUGCAACCGUUUUGUAAUUGAUUUUUUUUUUCUGUAGGUAACAGUUAUUUCCAUCAUUUCUUGUCUAUAGUUCUCUAAGCCAGAAAGCCAGGCUAAAGUUAAUGACAGUUUUUCUUAUUGUUUUGUUUAUUUUUGUACUGUGGUAUACUGUUGGUGAUUGAAAUACCAGAUGUAAAAAUUAAUGAUUUGAUUUUGUAUGUACCACUGAGUAAUUUUUUACGUAUUAAAAAUAAAUUAAGAAAA